UGUGCUGCAUAUAUACUUCCGACAACCUCAGUUCGAUCCAAUGGUUGCAUCAGACUUCAUCGUUGGCAUCAUAGGCAACAUUGUGUCUAUCAUAAGUUUUGCCUCUUCAAUAGGGACAUUCCGGGAAAUAGUGAAGAAGAAAUCGUCGGAAAACUACAAAGGCGUGCCAUAUGUAACAACGCUUUUGAGCACGAGUCUUUGGACAUUCUACGGAGCUCUCGACCCUGAUGAUGGUGUCCUCAUAGUGACAGUCAAUGUGGUUGGUGUUGUCUCACAGGCUGCCUACCUUGUUCUUUUUCUCUUCUAUGCUUCCAAGGAGAGAAAGACCAAGUAUUUGGGGCUUGUACUCUUGGACUUGCUCUUCCUCGGAAUAGUGAUCGCUACAACCCUCACUGCAUUCCACGGAAGUGCUCGGCGUACUUUCAUAGGAGUACUGUGUGCAACAUUCACUAUAGCAAUGUAUGCUGCACCCCUAUCGGCUGUGAGAGCGGUGAUACGAACGAAGAGCGUUAAGUACAUGCCGUUCCUCCUCUCUUUCUCCUUGCUUGUCAAUGCUGCCGUUUGGUUUACGUUCGCGAUGCUUCUCAAAGACUACUAUGUCCUAGUGCCAAAUGCAGUUGGAAUUGUGUUAGGUUCACUGCAGCUAAUUGUCUACAUUGUAUAUAAGAACAAGUCGUCUUCCUCAGCGUUCAAAGAUACAUUGGCCGACGGGGAAAAACUUGCAAACAAGGCCAAGUGUGCCACAGAAACACAGGAUGUUGAACAGGGCAAUGAUAUAAGCUGGAGAACUGGAAAGGGACUGGAAGGUUGAUAUUGAGAACUGACAGUGUAGAUUGAACUCACGACAGUGCAUACAUAAAUUGCUUGGUUUGUAGGAGGAUGAAAGACCACGACAAUUUGUACCUCAACAGUUUCAUGAAAAGAAAUUUAAGUGUACGAGGUUUUGCAAUUCUCAAAUAAACUACCUAGUAUACUGAAAUUAAGCACUGAUAUUCUCCAUUAGUAAUAAAAGUGAAUUUGAGAUCAUUUGACUGGGUGUUGCGUAAUAUAUGAUCAUUUG
Messenger RNA from Sesamum indicum (sesame), 1060 nucleotides. Its product is annotated as bidirectional sugar transporter SWEET16-like. Gene Ontology annotation, biological process: carbohydrate transport. Gene Ontology annotation, cellular component: membrane. The record is from RefSeq and is a predicted model, not a curated record. NCBI's taxonomy places the organism in Eukaryota, Viridiplantae, Streptophyta, Magnoliopsida, Lamiales, Pedaliaceae. Gene Ontology annotation, molecular function: sugar transmembrane transporter activity.